UUACUCUCAAGAAAGAUGGACAGAUAUCGUAAAGUACUAUGAGGAAAUGGGAAAACCGACACCCAAAGCUGAGGUGAUGAAGUAUCUAAAGAGCAAAGAAUACACAGAUGCAAAGGAUUUCGCGGGCGAAUGUGAAUCGGUUGUCAUGAUUGCCAAAGGACAAAGUGUACAAGGUACAUGCAAAUACGGAACUCGAAUAGAUUACAUAUUAUCAUCAGAAAAUGCACCGUAUAAGUUUGUCCCGGGUUCGUAUUCGGUUUUUUCUUCGAAAGGAACUUCUGAUCAUCAUAUAGUGAAAGUUGAUUUGAUAAAAGUAGGAGAAAAUAAUCAGCAAUGUACGAGUAGAAAAACGAGGCAGCACAGGAAAAGAACGGUUAAGAUCGUACAUUCUUCGUUUCCAUCAAAGGGUAUAUGGAAGAUUUGAUCUUGAAGAACUGAUCAUUUUUUUUUAUUAUUAUUCUUUUUUUAUAAUUAUUUUCUGAUGAAUUUGAUUGGGCAUAUUUGGUCCUGGAGAGAUAGGAAAUAGAUGAAUAAAUUAAAGAUACAACAAUAUGACAGUGAUUGAAUACAUAGUAUAGUGAUGAUAGUUAGGCUGUGAUCUCUGUUUUUUUUUUUUUUUGGUGCUUUAUUUUGUAAUGUUUGGUUGUGUGUAAUAUUAUUAAAAUAACGUAAAAGUCCCUCA
Erythranthe guttata (spotted monkey flower) is the source of this 682-nucleotide messenger RNA. The record is from RefSeq and is a predicted model, not a curated record. NCBI's taxonomy places the organism in Eukaryota, Viridiplantae, Streptophyta, Magnoliopsida, Lamiales, Phrymaceae.